CCCUCCCAUUCAUAAAAAGCCAUUUCCCUCAUGUAGUCGCAGCGCCGUGUCAGAGAGAGAGACACAGGGAGAGAGAGAGAUAGAAGAAGAGAGAGAGGAGACCGUGUUCAGCGCUCGGUGCUGCUGCUGCUCCGGAAGGCUCUCUGCUGAACUAUAACGGAACUAUAUCUCUGAGAUAUCGGACUGUAACGCCUGAAGAACGACAAUGAGUUACUUGGAGAAGCGAGACUGCUAGAUGCUGACCUGAUCUCGGUUUGGUGUAUGUGGGACGCAGCCUACAGAUGGAGUCAAGGGUUCCUCACCACAUUCCUGGAGUCUCCUCCUCCAUUAUGGUGCAGCCGUUGCUGGACAGUCGGGUGCCUUAUGGGCGUCUCCAGCACCCACUGACCAUCUACCCCAUUGACCAGAUGAAGUCCUUACAUGUGGAGAAUGACUAUAUCGACAGCCCUGCGGUGGUCUCGCAGCAGCCACCGAGCCACAAGGUAUCCACCAGGGGGCAGGAGGUCCUGCUGGGUGCCCAGCACCACCCUCACCUGCCCCGCUGCGAGGCUCCAGAUGCCACCACGCACCCCUGGAUCUCCUUCAGUGGCCGACCCAGCUCCAUCAGCAGCAGUAGCAGCACCUCUUCCGACCAGCGGUUGCUGGAGCAUGCGGCGCCCACCCCUGUGGUGGACCCUUAUUCUGGCGGAGGAGGCCAUGCCAGAAACCUGGGAACAGAGCAACCAAAGCUGCUGGGCUCCAAGCCCCAGGACUCGAAGACAGGGGUGGCCUUGCCGGCUGAGAAAAACCAUAUGCCCCUGUGCGAGAAGUGUGGAAAAUGCAGGUGCACGGAGUGCACGCUGCCCCGGACCCUGCCCUCAUGCUGGGUGUGCAACCAGGAGUGUCUGUGUUCGGCCCAGAACCUGGUGGACUCGGCCACCUGCAUGUGCCUAGUCAAGGGCGUUUUCUACCACUGCACCGAGGACGAGGACGAGGAGGGUUCCUGCGCAGACAAGCCGUGCUCCUGCUCGCAUUCAAACUGCUGCGCCCGCUGGUCCUUCAUGGCCGCCGUUUCGCUGGUGCUGCCCUGCCUGGUGUGCUAUUUGCCCGCCAUGGGCUGCGCCAAGCUCUCGCAGAAGUGCUACGACAGCCUCAGUCGCCCGGGCUGCCGCUGCAAAAGUGCCCAGGCCUGCAAAGUGGCAGAGGCCAAGGCCUGUCCUCUGGAGAAGCAGGCCUCGUGAUGCCGUGCUCAGCAUGAAAUGUACAAAGGAGGACUCAUGAGCAGAAGCUGGUAGGACCUUCUCCAGCACUCGUGUACUUCCCCAAAAUCACGGUACUUAAAGGGUUCACGCUUGAUCCUCAUGACAUGGGCCAGCUAGAACGACUAGCACAAGUCUUUACUUUACCUGGCCAUCGUCAAAUGCUACAAAGAGAAGAAGCCCAUUUGCUUUCCUGUUGGGGUUCUUCUCUGUGGCCUGUGGGAUCAAAGUGUUCUGCCAUUUCAGCCUCUAGUUAAAACACUCGCCAACACAGAAUGCUGCAUUAGAGCAAAAUGUCUGUUUGAAAGAGUCCAAUCUCUUUUCUUUCUGUUUAUUUUUCCCUUUGGGUGGCUUGGAACAGUCAAAGUUAAUAUCACCCGUAGAAGAGCAUUCUAUACUUUGGCAAUCCCUCUCCGGAUCUGGCACUGGGAAAAGGUUGCAGUGCAUUCCAGGCUGAUAACACAUGUUACAAUCAAAAUAACUAGACUUUACCUCCAUGCCCACUUAUAAGCUUGUUAUAGAGCUUUUUUCACCCUACUUUUCUGAGGUAAGAACAGGAGGCAGUUUUGUUUGGUCAAAGGAGUUCCUUUAUUGCCCCUACAUGCAUAGUACAUUGGAUAUUAAGUAAAAGAGGCCACCAUACGACAUUGUAGAAUAGGAUGUUUGUGAGGUUUGGACGGGAAUUAAGUCACUUUCACAAAUCUAUCAAAUGCAUGUCACACCGUACGUGAACUUCCACAAUGUUUCUUCCAAAUAUUAGCAGUUUGAGUUAUUGUAGAGGAAAAAAACUUCACCUCAGGGAGCAUAAUUUUCACAUAAAUUAUGUACAGCAUGUAAAAUUCAACUUGCUAGACUAGCAAAGGUAACCAUUUGAGAGAAGCUAUUGCAUAGUGACACACAAAGCAUCCAUAAGCUACAGGAGAAAAAGGGUCAGCAGCAAGCCUAUCUUGCUUCUAUGUCCAGAAUAUGAAGUCUGCCAAUAACACUACCGAUAUCAGUGAGGCACCCAGAACUAAGGACAAAAGCACAGCAUUAUGUACAAGGGCAUGUACAAUUUUGUGGUGAAAUUCCUUUAGUUUGCCUUGCGCCAGACUCCCCCCCCACACACACCCCCAUCCCCCCCACCAAGCAUACUCGGUGCCAUAGUUUAGUUUGAACUGCUUUCACCAUAUGUAUUUUUGUGGUAUGUCUAGAAUUACAGAUAUUUUUGCCAAAGGAGUGCACCAUAUAGUUCUAACUUGUGAACUUUUGUUUAAGUGGGCAUACUUCAUUGUGACUUCUAAGUUCUUAAAGGUACGAUGCUCUGUUUGGGCGCAGCCCCACCUUUUCAUAUACCGAGCUCCCAACUCAUGUAAUCAAGUGUUUGUACCACCGCAUAUUCAGUUGUUCGUACUCGUCUUCGUUGCACAAAUCAAGGGGAAAAAAAGCAGAAAAACACUACUGUUCUUAGUCUUAAAUGUACAAGGCUAGGGUUUAAGUCUUUGCAAUCUUAACUCUUGGAUAGGUGCCAAAGUAGUGACGAACGAGGAGGCUUGCAUAGUCGCAUAGGAAAGAGUUGCAAAUGUAUCAUCGAUAUCCUAGAUCUAGAACUAUGCAGGUUACACGCUCUUGUAAAUAGUGUCGAGAAACUAGCCGUCUUAAGAUGCAUUUCAAAUGUCCUAAAGAAUUGCAUGGUACAAUUUAAUUAUAAAAAAAGAAAACGUAUAUAGAUGAAUAUUAUAUUUUUGGGAGUGCUGGGUGUGGGCGGGGGUUAAAAUUUCAAACGAUGUGGUUGUGGAGUAGAAGGCUGGGGAUUUAGGUCUUUCUAUUACAAGCACUUGAUUUAGCAAAGUGUGCCAGGCAAUAAAAAAAUACCUCUGUUUAUGUUAGCCAUGCCUCAUUAGCACGACAGGCACGGCUAAUUCCUGGUUCCUCUGUGCCCCUGAAACUGUAGAUUUAAUUGAAUCCACUGAAAGAACACCAAUUUCAGUCUGCUCACAGUAACCCUUUUUUCCAUUUUGUGGGCGUUUGUUGUGGCCACAGCUUUUUUUUUUCUCCUAAAAUGGUGAAACAUCUUCUGUGCUUGAUUGACAUAUACAGCUGCUGUGCAUGAACUUGAGUGGGGUGGGAUAGGGAGCCCUCUCAAGUAACAUUCCAUUCCAUCUUAUUCAAGAUUUUUAGCUUUUACACCCCACCCCCCCCACCCCCGCUUAACACAUAAACUUUCCCUGAUAUUUAUGUGUUUUUUAUUUUGCUCUCACUGUCCUCUCGGUCACAGAAAAGCCAAGCUGUGGCUCUAAACUACGAACUGUCUGUGUUUGCAUUGCUGCAGUGUAACCUGACCUUUGCAGAACCGCAGAAACGAACGAUCUUCCUUUUCACAACCCAAUGCUGAAGUGUUCAGGACGCUGUGACUAAACCCUUUUUUGUUUGUCUUUUUUUGUUUGUGGUACACUUUCUCGGCCACUAGCGUUUUAUCAAAUAAUGACUUUUAACCCAAUUAAGCAACCUUCCAAACUUGGGCUUGUACUCUCUGCAUUUCUUUGGCUUUUGCAUUCUUAAUGUUGAUAAAAAAAAGAGCAAUGUGCUUUUGUUUUGUUUAAAAAUAUAUAUAUAGCAAAAAGGAAAAAGAACUCACACAUACAAAAAUGUCCCUUUAUAGAUAUAUUUAUUUUGAAGUUCUAUUUUAUAUAGUAUUUAUUUAGAUGCCUACUUUUGUUUGUGAAUAAAAGCUUAUGUCAAAACGGAAUGUACAUUGAAAUUGGAAAAUAUAUAUUGUUAAAUAUAAAAAAAACAA
This is a messenger RNA of Colossoma macropomum (tambaqui), 4014 nucleotides long. It is a transcript of the gene spry4, whose product is annotated as sprouty homolog 4 (Drosophila). The record is from RefSeq and is a predicted model, not a curated record. Gene Ontology annotation, biological process: negative regulation of Ras protein signal transduction; multicellular organism development; negative regulation of fibroblast growth factor receptor signaling pathway. The coding region runs from base 282 to 1220 and encodes 312 amino acids. Lineage: Eukaryota; Metazoa; Chordata; Actinopteri; Characiformes; Serrasalmidae. The transcript has 2 exons. Gene Ontology annotation, cellular component: cytosol; membrane.